AGUCAUGAACCUUACUUGGUUAAGGCAUUAAUUGAUAUAUUAUCAGAUGAAAACAUUAUUAGAAAAAGCUUAGUUGAAAAACUUGGAAUAAAAUAUAGUAAGGAUAAAUUAGUAUCUGGUAGUGAUGAAGUUUUAAAUAAUUUUGUAGUUUACAAAGAACCUAAAGCUGAUUUUGUAUUAGGAAUACCAUGGUUGUGGUUGCAUGAAACAAAAAUUGAUCCUUAUAAUGAAAAAAUUUCAAUUUAUAGUAAAGUGAUAUCAUUCUACAAGAAUCCAUCUUAUGAUUUAGAGAGCGAUAUAUCUAGCACAGAUAUUUCUUAA
Molecule: messenger RNA, 321 nt
Organism: Dentiscutata erythropus
Lineage: Eukaryota; Fungi; Glomeromycota; Glomeromycetes; Diversisporales; Gigasporaceae
Source: the annotation of a GenBank genome assembly